UUGUAAACAUUGAGUGGCGAGCUUAAUUUUCCACGUGCAGUUUACGAUUAUAUUAUGUAUUUGUAUUAAUAUUGUGGAACAGUGUAUUGAGCAAUAAUAAAAGAUCAACAAUAAUUACAAAUACUCUACAAAUAAAUGUUGAAUUGGUGAAAACAAAUAUUACCAACCAUGGCUGCUACAUCUUUAGCAGAGCAGCUGAAAAAGCUAACAGUACCCCAGGCAACGAUCUACAAAGAUGAUAGCAAAACUAUUUCUUUACUCUUUGACCCAAAGGAAGCAGCUGCGAAAGAUCGCGAUACUUUCUACGAAAUCGGUCUAAGCGGGUUGAAAGAACUCAUUGCAAUUUAUGAAGGAUUUCGUCUAUUUGAAGAUACACUCUUCAGCCUAUCAUCCAAAGACUUUGAAAGAGCUGUACAGACCAAAGAGGUUAAUCAAAACCUUGAUCAGACCAUAGAGAAGUUCUUACUACAGUUGUCACCUUACCUCCUUUUGCAGUCAUCUCAUAAAGCCCUGGAAUGGCUGAUAAAUAGAUACCAUAUUCAUGAUUAUAAUCAGGAUGCUAUUAUGGCGUUAAUCCUGCCUUACCAUGGGACAAAGAUAUUUGUCCGUUUUGUACAGCUCAUGGAUAUAAAAUCAACUAAUAACAGAUGGAACUGGUUGAUGCCUAUUCACAAACAUGGCAUUGCUUUAGCCAAUCAGGUUCUUUUCAACCAAUGUGCAUCUAAUUCUGGUACUUUGCAAUUCAUUGCUAAAACUACUCUGAAAUAUGUUAAAGAGUUCGGUGACAGAGCAUCGCAGCUGAACACCGUAUUUGCCUUCUUUUGCCAAACCGCUAUCGGCGUAAUUGACUCGAGCAAGAAAGUUACUGAAGCUAUCAUUAAUGCAUUGUUACCAACUGUAAUAAAAGCGAUAGAUUCUCCCAUCACUGACUUCAGAGCAGCAGCAUACAUUAUCCUAGGAUAUUUGUUUACUAAAACAAGUCUUAAAGAAGAUACACUGAACGAAAUAGCUCUUAAACUCUUGACAACAGAAUUUGAUAUUUCUUAUGAUGUAACGAUCUUGAUUACGAUGAUGUAUGAGAAUGAAGACCAUGUGACAAGUAUGUCUGAAGAUAUACUGAAUAAUUUGUCGGUAGACAUAAUAACUACAUUGUGCAAUCAUAUGAAGAAGUUAGUUGAGAAAGGGAAUAAUAUCAGAGCGUUUUUAUUGGCAUUCUUGUCGAGCAUUCUGCCAUUGAUACAAGGUGAAGAUUUCUGGAGGUAUUGUAAGUUGCCAGAAAUUCUGAUUAGUGAAGUGGAUCUGAAGCAGCAAAAGCCAGAAUUGAUUAUCAAGUGUAUCCUUGAUGCUUUCCAGCCACAAAGUAACAUAAACACAAUGGAUGAUGGCAACGAAAGCGACAUCGAAAUUAUUGAUGAAGAAGACGAAUCUUCCGGCAAAGUACUCAACUGGUACGCACUUUUCGUGAAAGAUCUUGAGCGCCAAUACCCUGACGCAUUUGACAAAGUUGUUAAAGAACAAAUGAGUUCCGAUAGUAAGAAUUCACCUAAAAGAAGGAAUCAGUUGUCAAAACUGCUAGGUUUUAAACCUGCAAUCGCACAUAAGGUUGGUGGCACUUACCUUUUUGAAAACUUGAACCACGUCAAUGCUAAAUUACGUAUUGAAGCAGUAAAUUACAUAGCAAAGGAGUUUGAUGCAUUGAAAGCUGAGAAUUCUGACUUUGUCAAAGAAUCCAUAAUCAACCGACUUAAUGAUGACACUCCUGAAGUUGUAAACGCAGCUUUAGAUAUACCUAAUGAUAGUUUGAAAGAGGUAUUAAAUGAAAUAGAUGCUACCAAUUCUUUUGUCGCAAUAGUUGGUAAGGGAGCCAAGAAAUGGAAGCCUGUAGUCAAGAAAGCAAUCACUAAGUUUUGUAAAAUUGAAAUUUUACCUGUGAACCAAGAAACUGUACUAGCUCUAGUACCAUACCUCUUCCCAAAUAGUGAAGAAACAGCAAAAUUAACAUGGCAGAUACUGAAUUCAGAAUGGGGAAAGAAAUUCGGACUCGCUAAUAAAACUAAAGACCUAAAAGGAUCAAUAAAAGGAGACCAUUUGAAAUUAUGCGAAGUCAUUUUCAAGGCUUUGUUUGUUGAUAAAACUGUUAACUUGGAUAACAUACUUGAUGAGAAUCAGUUGAACAAAAGUAAUACUUCUGAUGUCUGCUUUUAUAUGCUACUUAAAACUAGCUGCCUUAAAAAUGCGUCUGUUGAAGAAUUGUCUGCUAUUCUAAAUCUGCUUCUAGAGUCAGUUGAAAAUAGGUCCAUAGUACACAGUUCAGAAGGUCAAGUAUUUUCAAGCACCAUAAUGCCGGAAUUUAUCAAGCUUUGUCGCGAAAAUAACAUGCUCUUCCAAAUUAUCGAAUACAUUUUCUCUAGAGUGAUUGAAGACAUGAAUAUUAAGGACAUCCCUAAACCAUGGUGUGAUGUCUGCAAAACUCCUGAAACAAUUCUCAUUAGAAGAUUGUAUGAGAUAUGUGUGAUUGGUUGUGCUAUACCAAGUUAUGGUGAAAACUACGUUGCUCUCCUCCAAAAACUUUUGGAGAAAUUCUUCAAGAACGCUAGAGAGAAAUUCGAGUUCAUAGCCAACUUUGCUUGUGGACAUAUUCUUUAUGCGACCGAUCCUAAAGACGUUAUUGGUCCUGAACUUCAGCUAAGAAGUCUCAAAUUGCUUUCCAAUUUUCUCGCUGUACAAGAAAAUGAGAAAUGGUUAUAUGAUUCUGAUGUGGUUGUGCUAACCAUUCUGUUCUGCUUGAACAACCCCAUAACAGCUAUACGCGAGUGCGUCAUCGAUAUUGUAAACAAAUUGCUGAGAGAAGAACCAGAUAAGAAGCUGAUUUACGUCCAAUUAUACGAAGAAUUAAUGGCACAUAAAGAGGAGUUGGUACUUGACCACAAUCAAAUAACACAGGUGUUGAAUACUAUUCUGACACAGAAAGACCAGAAUAAAAUGUUCAGACGCAACUGUCUUCUGAAACUUGUUGGUAUUUUAAAUUCUGAUGCUCCAUCUCAUAUCAAGUCUAGUUUCUUAAAGAUUCUAUGUGAAGUUAACAAUGCUGUAGCUUUCCCGCAUAUAGUACAAGCUUUGAAGGCCUUGGAACAAACUUUGUCUGAAAAUGAAUUUAACACAAGAUUUACGUUUGACAUCUACGAGUCCAAUAUGUUCCAGAGUGUGUAUAGUCACAUCAAUGAAUCGACUAUUUCUACAUUCUCUAAAGAACAAGUAUGGAAUUCCAUACAAGCAGGUCUGAAAGAGUAUAGAGAGUGUAUUUUACGAGAGGAUCAAUCAUUCGUCAGUCCUGCAGUUUUGAUAUUAAAGCAAAUAGACGAAAAUGUCUUCAAUAAAGUGCCAGAAGAGAAAUCGAAUGAUCUUGUCUACUUGAUCGCUUGUGCCGGAGCUGUAAGCAAUAAUCCAUCGAUUUCAAGUGUCGCCUCCAAGGUCAUGAAGAAAAUCCAUCUGAAGUUCAGUCACUUCAAGCCGAUAUUAGAGAAAAUGUUACACGUCGUUGAUCCAGCUGAGACCGUGUCCAAGAAAAAGAAGUCUUCAGUUUCCAUGUUGUCCUACCAAGUUACAGAAACAGAUGAAUGGAGAUUGGGAGUUGCUUUCCUUGAAUUCGUUCAAAGCAAAAAGAAGAUGAAGCUGGAUAACUCAUUUGUUUCUCUUCUGUUCCAAAUAUUAAACAAAUGCUUGAGAUUUGAGGAGCAGUCUUACGUGGAGUACACCAAACAGCUGAUAUUGUCAUCUCUCUGGUAUUAUUGCAAGAAAUUCGUUGACGAAAACGAUAAGGAUCAAAUGAAGUCUCUAAAAUCCGUAUUUGAUGUAGAAUUAGCUGUGCAAUGUAUCAGAGGCACACAGAAUCCUCAAACUCACCAUCAUGCUUUGAUCCUCUUGUCUCAUGCUGCGUUCAUGUUGCCGGAACAAGUUCUUCACCAUACGAUGGAGAUAUUUACAUUUAUGGGCACAUCAGUGCUAAGACAUGACGACGCGUACAGCUUCCAAAUAAUCAUUAAGAUCAUAGAAACUCUGAUACCUAUUUUGGUCAAGUUAGAUAAGAACAUUGAGGAUUAUACUGAAAAAGAACUGCAACAAUUGCAAAACCGUGUAGUCCCAGUUUUGCGUAUUUUCGCAGACUGUGUGCUACAUGUUCCGGAGCACAGAAGACUUCCCUUAUUCAAAAAACUUAUAGAAACUCUUGGACCAAGUCAAUUCCUUUGGGUAUUCCUAGCUUUAUUGCUCGAAACACAUGUUGCUCACUUCAGUGAAGAGAAGAAAACUGACAAGCGUAACACUAGAACAUUAGCAGAUCAGGAAGCUCCUAUAAAUCGCAUUGAUUUUGGCCAAAGCAUCGUUUUGGAGUUCCCACCAGAAAUUGCUUUAGAAAACUUCAUAAAACUGAUAAUCUAUAUAAAGUCCUUACCUUUGCAGAAGGAUGAGAACACAAUGGAUGCUGAUGUUGAUCCUAGUGACAUAUUUAGCGUAGCAGGACAUAGUCCAUUACAACUACGUCAUUACAAAUACAUGAUAAUUACUUUCAUGAACACCUGCCUAGCUUCGUCUAGGUUUAUCCAGCAUUCCAGCCAGGCUACUGAUGAUAAAGCCAUGGAAACAAACUAUAAGACCUUCAUCAUCAACAUACUGACUUUCAUUCAAACAAUAUCCAAAGUAUCUGAUGAUAAAAGUGCUAAAUAUUGGCGUGUCAUGCUGCAUCACAGUUAUGACUUGCUUGACCAUACAAACAAUUUACUAUCGGCACCUAUGUUCUUGUCCGUAGUCAGGGGUCUUAUGAAACAUACACUGCAAACUGUCAGAAGGAAGUCUAUGGAGCUCCUGAACUCCAAGAUCCAGUUCAGUCCAGAAUUAUUUGAAGGAGUUGACAAAGAGUUACUGUUCUCCUUACUGCCUCCUCUUUUGGAUAUUGUCAAAACAAUUGAAACAAGAGAUGAGAACUUGAGUGAGAUUGCUUCUCAAGAAUUGGAGUUGAACCAGCAAACAGCUCUUCUAUCCUUGAAAUUAUUAACGAGAAUGCUGGCAUCAGAGAACCCUGAACCAUUUAAGGACGUCUUGGAAACAGUCACUGAUUAUACUUGCAAUCCUAAUAUAGCUGGAAAUGUUAUGGCCUCAGUGGUUUUAUGUCUGGCUGAACUGUGCAGCAACUUAAAGGCCCAUGCUUUAGUAAGUCUUCGGAAAUUCAUGCCAGCUCUGAUCAAAGUGCUCAAAAAGCAGCGAAAGGCAGAAACACAAGAAUUGGUACUGCUCAGUACAGUGACAGCAAUUGCUAAGAUAGUGGAAAGCCUCCCACUUUUCCUGAGUCCUUACUUGCAGAAAAUAUUGUAUGAGUACUCAAUUCUGUUGGCCAAAUGGCAAAGUCAGGAUCAGGAGUGCAGUAAAGUGUCCGCUAUAGUCACCAAGCUUUUGACGAUCAAGAAGAAAAUCGCCAGUUCUAUACCACCUAGAGUUCUCAUUCCUGUUGUAAAUCAAACUCACCAGAUGCUCUUAGAAAAGGAGGAUUAUGAUGCUGUUGGUCCUGUUAUGUUGGUACUCGCUGACAGUUUUGCCAAUGUCACGACAGCAGAUUUCACGGCUCUUCAACAGGACUUGACAACGUUCUUCUUAAGUGCCCUUCAGCUUAGAAGUGAUGCAGUAGAAAAAGAUGUAGAUGCUGAUGUUGUGGAUAGGGCUGAAGAUGAAGUGGUGAAUGCCCUUGUGUGUUUGGUUUUGAAGCUGUCGGAAACCAGCUUUAGGCCGUUCUAUUUCAAGAUCUAUGACUGGGCUAUAAGGACCAAUGUUGAUGGGCAUAAGGAUCGGGCUAUUACGUUUUACAGAUUAAGCAGUGCCAUAGCAGACAAACUGAAAGGCCUAUUCGUUCUCUUCGCUGGUCAUUUCAUCAAAAAUGCUUCAGAUCUUCUCGAUGCCUGCAACAAUAGCAAAACUGAAGACCUAUACUUCGACUCUGAAGCAAAAUGCCUAAUGUUAAUCAAGUAUAUUGUGAAAACUCUUCAUACUGUGUUCUUGUAUGACAGUCAAAGUUUCUUAAACAAGGAUAGAUUUGAAACAUUGAUGCAGCCUGUUGUGGAUCAGCUGGAGAACACUUUGGGUGGGAUUCAGAGCCUUAAGUCAAGGGCCACAGAGUACAUUAUUCCUUGUGUGUCUCAGUUUGCGGUGGCUACGGCGGAUGACUCACUGUGGAAAUUGUUGAAUUAUCAGAUUUUGUUGAAGACGAGGCAUAAUGAUGCUGAAGUCAGGUUGACAGCCCUGGAUUGUCUGGUUGCUAUGGCAACACAACUAGGCAGCAGCUGGUUACCGCUCUUGGCUGAAAGCGUUCCAUUCUUAGCAGAACUACUGGAAGAUGGCGACUCAAGGAUAGAAGCGUCCACUAAAGAUGCCAUUAGAAAGCUCGAACAGAUAUUGGGAGAGCCCCUUGAAAAAUACUUUUAAGUAAUCAAUGUAAUUUUAUACUGAAAUACAUUAUUACUCAGUGUA
Molecule: messenger RNA, 6513 nt
Organism: Helicoverpa zea (corn earworm)
Lineage: Eukaryota; Metazoa; Arthropoda; Insecta; Lepidoptera; Noctuidae
Product: HEAT repeat-containing protein 1
Exons: 5
Coding region: 169-6468 (2099 amino acids)
Biological process (GO): positive regulation of transcription by RNA polymerase I; maturation of SSU-rRNA from tricistronic rRNA transcript (SSU-rRNA, 5.8S rRNA, LSU-rRNA)
Cellular component (GO): t-UTP complex; small-subunit processome; 90S preribosome
Molecular function (GO): snoRNA binding
Source: RefSeq, a predicted model, not a curated record